AUGGCUCCCAGCCGUGACCAGCAGCUGGAACACCAGCAAGACAAGAUCGACCACAAACAGGAGAAGCUCGAGCGUCUCGAAGACCGUGCCGAGCGUUCAGGUGACCGUGCUACACAAGAGCGGAUCGAUCGUCAGCAAGAGAAGCUUGAGCGAAAGGAUGAUCGUGUGCAGCAAGAGCGUCUGGAGCGGAAGGAAGAUCGGAGGAAUGACCGCCGUGACGAGCGCCAGCAAGAUCGCCUGGAUGACCGCCGGGAUGACCACGACGACUACCGCCGUGACAACUUGGAGUCUGCCUCCAGCCCUAUCUUCCAUCCGGGCAAGCCGACCAAGAUCUUGAUUUCACCAGGCCAAGGUGCCGGCUGGAUCACCUACGCCCCGAAGAACGCCAGUGACGACUAUCUCGUCUGGAUGUUGACCUACGAGCCGCUGAUCAGAGCAUUGGAGAGGCGCGAACGCAAGGACCGCCUUGAAGAGAUACUCAAAGACUUCCACCGCGAGGCCCGCCAGAAGUUCAACGUCGAGCGCAUCAUGUGCGCACGUGUCGGCGACCUGGCUGUCCAGGAAGUCGUUGGUCCUUUCGAGGUUCGCGAGAAGAAUGGCGCGGAGUGGAUCGUGGAUGCCCGCAAUGCUCGCAGUCGCAGGAUCGUGCCAAUGGGAGCCGUGGUGUAUUGA
This is a messenger RNA of Saxophila tyrrhenica, 672 nucleotides long. RefSeq lists its product as uncharacterized. NCBI's taxonomy places the organism in Eukaryota, Fungi, Ascomycota, Dothideomycetes, Mycosphaerellales, Extremaceae. Bases 1 to 672 code for a protein of 223 amino acids. The transcript has 4 exons. The record is from RefSeq and is a predicted model, not a curated record.